AUGAAUGGCGGCAACUCGAACCAGCGGUUGGUGUCCCGCAAUGACGCUGCGUUACAAGGUGCCACGCUAGCCUUCCGCUCCAGAGAUCCAUCACCCCAUGUCACCAAGCCCGCAAUGGCAGAUCAUGCACCCAAUCGUCACCGCGCUGGAUCUGAUCUGGGUCCUGAAGUGGGCUCCGUCAAAGACAAAAUUGGGCGAUUGACACAGCAAGGCUCCCCCGCCACACUAGGUGUGCGAGGACGACCGUCCGCCUCAGCGCUGUCGUCCACUUCAGAGAUCGCAGCUCGGCUGGCCGCGUCAAGGUCCCCUGGGCGGGAUACGACAACUGCGUCCUCAGCCGCCAAGCUCGCGGCGACACGAAGUGUGAGCAGAGCGCCCGAACGGCGAGAGGCUCCAUCCCCUACCCCGGUCCGCUCGGUCCAGCGACGAAACAGUCUGGAUCGCAUGCUCCUAGACGAUGAUCUCGACUCCGACCGUGAUUUGCCGCCUCCCCGGCGCUCGCUGUCGCGACAAUCGAGGACUACAGAAUAUUACGACAGCCGAACCUCCAGUCCUCACCCAUCCGUGAGCUCUCACCACUCUUCACAGCCAGAUGAAUCAAGACCGAGGCUGCCUCCCCGGAUCCCUCCAUCGCGAGGGUCUCUCAAAAGCCUUGGGAUGACCACUACACCCUUGCGACCCUCGACGCCAAGCGCGAUGUCUAUCUCCGCGCAAUCGCACGCAACCAGUGCCCCUAGCAUCAUGGACGAGCCCCGAAUGAGCGAGGAAGCCCUGUCCAAUGCGAUUGUCGCCUCAUCCCUGGCUUCAGCACGCGCAUCUCCGUCCAUCAAAGUGCCGCCGCCGCUCCCUCCCCAGCGACGGCGAGCACGGUCCAUUUUACACCUGGCACACUCCCCCAAAAGUGAUCUAUCCCGCACCCCUAGUCCCCCCAAGGGCAUGCCGCAGACCCUGCGUGGUGCGCCCAAACCGGAUUCGGACCAUCGCAAGCACCGGAACCCACUCAAUAAGCACCCUCACAAGCAUCACGAGGGGGAUCGCAAGCAUUGGCGCCGGGAGGUGACGGAGAAAGAACGGAAGCGCUACGAGGGCGUUUGGGCCUCCAAUAAAGGGUUGCUUAUCCCUACCGACAGUCCGGAUGGAGGUCCGGGAAGCGCGGCCGAGAUGGUGCUAAACCUAGUAGUUCGGGAGAUUUGGUCCCGCAGCCGCUUGCCACCUCCCAUGCUGGAACAGGUGUGGGACCUGGUGGAUCACCAAGGCAUCGGGCUUCUCCUGCGGGAGGAGUUUGUGGUUGGAAUGUGGUUGAUCGAUCAACAACUCAAGGGUCAUAAACUGCCGGUUAAGGUCCCCGAUAGCGUGUGGGAUAGCGUGCGGCAUGUCGGUCUCAAACUCAACCGGGCCCACUAA
Penicillium olsonii is the source of this 1404-nucleotide messenger RNA. The record is from the annotation of a GenBank genome assembly. NCBI's taxonomy places the organism in Eukaryota, Fungi, Ascomycota, Eurotiomycetes, Eurotiales, Aspergillaceae.